AUGUCUCGCCCAGGACCCUCUGCCCCGCGGCAGCUCACCCUGACGGAAGAGCUUGAAAAGCUCGAGCAGCAGAUUACCCUCACGCUGCAAGAGAUCGACUCCAACUUUGCCAAAGCCCACCGCAUCGUCACUACGAGCAUCCUGCCACUCGUCGAGCAGUAUGGCGAGCACUCACGCGCAGUGUGGGAGGCGACCAAGUUUUGGAAACAAUUCUUCGAAGCCUCCGCAAACGUCUCUCUCUCCGGCUACGAAGAGCUAGUUGACGGCGGCGAAACCUCCCCGGCCGAAGAAACAGCCCAUGACCAGGAGGAAGAACAAACCACUGCCAUACACGACCACACCCAAGAACCCUCGCAAUACACCCCCCGCCCGCAGACCUCCGCUGGAGGGCAUGAUACCACAACACUCUCUUCUGUUGAUGAUCAGUCCUCAGUAUUAUAUGACCGCUCACGGGCCGCACAGCAACAGCCUGCCCAGCUACAGCACCACGAUGACAGUUCUGUGUUGACUGAUAGGGAUGGUGAUUUAGCGGGUAGCACACCGCACGCGCCGCCUAGGGGGAUUAAAAUCGAGCAGCAGCAACAGCCACAGCCUGCUGGAGAUGAGAUGGACAUCGACAUGGACGAGGAAGACUCUGAGCUUAUCUUCCAACAACAUACCACCCGCCUUUUGGGCGAAACAUCCCGGUACUACGAUGACGACCACGGCUUUGAACAGGGAGAAGAAGAAGAAGACGAAGAAGAAGAAGAAGAAGAAGAAGAAGAAGAAGAAGGUGGCGGUGGGGGUGAAGUGGGAGACGACUCGGUCCUGGGCGCCCGGAGUAGAUCGAAGAACCCCGUCCUGCACCGCAUGCAGAACAAAACCUACCGCAUCAUGGCAACCCCUCACAAGGGCAUCUCCGCCGUCAAGCCCAACACCACAAGUAACAGAGGAGUCUCCCCCGUGCGGUGGAAGAUUCAGCCUACGACUCCAAAGAUCAAGCAAGAAGACACAGAAAAGAAACGUCCCCUCUGGGAAGACUCCCCCUCCUCCAGUCCCGAACCGGCCCCGCCCCAACUCCGUUCCGCAGCCUUCAUGUCCCCGAUGCGUCUCGCCUACGGAGGACCCAAGACGUCAGAGAAACUCCAGGCGGCUGCGAAGGCGAUAGCAGCGCCUCGCACGCCGGGAGUGAGUGUUCAGACCCCGGCGGUAGGACGGAAGACAAAAGAUGUAUUUGGCGGGGUCGGGAUGCAGAGUGCGACCAAGGCAAUUGUCGAUGCUAAGGCCGCGGCCAAGGAGAAGAGGAAGAGUAUAUUAGAGGAGAUCACUUGGGAGAGUGAUGAAGAUUUGGGGGUUAGUCCGCCCAAGACGAUACAGUUUGCUGUGCCGGCUAGUCGGUUGAUGCAGACGCCAGCGCGUGAGGCGAGCAGGCGGAUUGUGGAUGAUUUGCUUUUGACGGCGGGCGGAGGGGACCUGAUCGAGGGCUCGUCGGAAUAUAGUCCCUCGGUGGUCAAGAUGAACCAGGAUAUUAUGGAUGAGAGUUUUUGA
This is a messenger RNA of Thermochaetoides thermophila DSM 1495, 1527 nucleotides long. RefSeq names its product putative DASH complex protein. The transcript is spliced from 4 exons. Gene Ontology annotation, biological process: attachment of spindle microtubules to kinetochore. The coding region runs from base 1 to 1527 and encodes 508 amino acids. Lineage: Eukaryota; Fungi; Ascomycota; Sordariomycetes; Sordariales; Chaetomiaceae. Gene Ontology annotation, cellular component: mitotic spindle; mitotic spindle pole body; DASH complex. The record is from RefSeq and is a predicted model, not a curated record.